AUGCUAUGGAGCUAAUGAUCUUUAGCAAAGCCAAGGUGAGAUUCGAUGAGGAUAAGUAUGUGGAUGUCUCGGAGGAAACUGCCCAUUACAACGAAGCAACUCUCCUGACCGAGGUGGACAUUCUCCAGCAGGUUAACCAGUUGCCAAUGAUCAUUGGUGGCAGCAUUGGAGGACUCGUGUUGCUGCUGAUAGUAAUCUUUGUCUUUUUUAAAUUUGGAUUUUUCAAACGGAGUCACAGUUCUGGAGAGCGAGACAGCCUGCAGGUGGCUCCCUCUGAGGGAGGAGAAGUUCCUUCCACUGCGGAAGAAAUAACACAAGAAUGAGCAAUAACACCAUAGCCUCAUCCAGCAACAGUUUGGACCAACAAUGCGUGUUCCUUGUUCAAUGUGGAAAAGAAAAACAAAAUAAUGGAUUGAAAAUAAAGGAAAAGUUU
Messenger RNA from Carcharodon carcharias (great white shark), 433 nucleotides. Its product is annotated as integrin alpha-X-like. NCBI's taxonomy places the organism in Eukaryota, Metazoa, Chordata, Chondrichthyes, Lamniformes, Lamnidae. The transcript has 3 exons. Bases 6 to 323 code for a protein of 105 amino acids. The record is from RefSeq and is a predicted model, not a curated record.